Messenger RNA from Xenopus tropicalis (tropical clawed frog), 1888 nucleotides. RefSeq names its product oleoyl-ACP hydrolase (gene olah). NCBI's taxonomy places the organism in Eukaryota, Metazoa, Chordata, Amphibia, Anura, Pipidae. The transcript is spliced from 7 exons. The record is from RefSeq and is a predicted model, not a curated record. Bases 474 to 1238 code for a protein of 254 amino acids. Gene Ontology annotation, molecular function: fatty acyl-[ACP] hydrolase activity. Gene Ontology annotation, biological process: medium-chain fatty acid biosynthetic process.
ACAGCAGCUUCCAUGAGUUUUAAGGGAAAGAAUGGCUAAUGUAGGGGAGCAAUAUUAAAUGGCAGACUGAGAAAAGGAAAGAGAAUGGAGAAAACCAUAAAGGAAAGUGGGACUAAAGAUGAGGAGGAUGAUCAGAAGGAGAAUUGCUAGCUAUUAUAUAAUAGAAACAAGUGAGGGAAGAAAAGAAAUAUGCAAGACACAGUGACAGAUGCUGGAAAAGCAUUUUUCUCCAUUUUGUCAAACUUAUAGUACUAGACUCUAGGGAAACCUGCUGAAAAUGACAUUUACCUUCUCCAUUCUAAACCCGGUGGGGGAGGUUGGGGAGUCUCAAGCCCCCUGACUAGUCCUAGCAGACACCCCGGCAUAAUGUAAUCUUUGGGAGUCCGGCUUUUUAGUAGUUUGCACCUGUUGCUGAAUGUGUACCUCUAUAGGGAUUCCCCUGUACUAAGCACAAUUCAGCAGGAACUGCCCGGAUGGACAAACUCAUCACCUGCCUCUAUCGACGACCCAGCGCAACAACAAGAUUAAUAUGCUUCCCAUGGGCUGGAGGGGGAUCAAUCUAUUUUGCACAAUGGGCCAGGCUGUUUGAUGACUCAAUAGAAGUGUACUCUGUAAGGCUUCCUGGAAGAGAAUCACGUUCCCAAGAAGCUUUUGCUCAGACGAUGGACCAAAUAGUCAAUGAAGUAACAAAUACUUUGCUGCCAAAGCUACAUGAAAAAGAAUUUGCAUUUUUUGGCCACAGCUUUGGCGCUUUCACUAGUUUUGCUACAGCAGUGACGCUUAAGCAGAAGCACAAUCUGGAGCCUGUCCAUCUUUUUGUGUCUGGAGUAUCAGCCCCACAUUCCGAAUCUAGGUCUUCUGUGGUAAAAAAAUCUGAGCUGAGCGAUGAGGAGUUUUUAAGGUAUAUGUCCGAAGCAGGAGGAACGCCCAAGGAAAUCUUGCAGAACAAGGAUGCCCUGCAGAUGUUUAUUCCCCCACUCAGAGCUGAUCUCAGGGUUGUUGAGAACUUCAUCUAUGACAAGCCAGCAAGCCCUGUCCUUUCCUGUGGACUUACCUGUUUUGAUGGCACAGAGGACAAUCCACAUGAUUUAGAUGCAUGGAAAGACCUUACAAGUGGAGAUUUCAACAUACACAAAUUACCCGGAGGCCAUUUCUACUUAAAGGAUCCUGCAAAUGAAAAGCAGCUUGUGAAGUAUAUAACAAAGUAUUUAGAAACUGCUGAAAUGGAUUAUUUGUGAAUUUUGCUGACACAGAGCCAUUUUCAGCAUUCAUAUUACGAAGGAAAGAAGAUACUAAAUGUUUAGUGUUAUUUCAACAGCUUUCUCUUACUUGCAAGCGUAUUUAUAAAUGUCUUCAUUAUCUGCAAUAUAAACAUAUUUUAUUAAACGAAUUUUCAUUUUUGCUGUAUUGUAAGAUUAAAAGGAGAAGAUUGGCAUUAAUAUAAUCUUUUGGUGUUGUGUAUACUGUAAGGGGAAUAUACAGUUUACAAUGCUGUGAAUAUACAGCAAGGUACAUGGAUUAAUAAGUGAGCGUUGAGUUGGCCAUGCACCUGAAGAUCUGCUCAUUGGAGAGGUGCCUUGAUUUGGCCACCGAUAUGAUGCCAUUUCCUAACCCAAGUGACAGUUAUAUGAGCAGUAUUUCAGAUACGAUUAACUCCCGGAAAUAGCAGUCCCCUCAAUUUAUUUAGCUAAAAGUGCUCUGAAACAUAAGGCAAAAUGGCAUCUUAGAUAGAACGGUUCUAAAUUAAUAGAGACUAGGAAAUUAUUUAUUUUUUUUUUUUAACAAUUCUUUUAUUGAGUUUGAAUGUACAUAUUUUGCAGUAUUUUACAAUCCAAUGACUUUUGUUUAUUGUACAAUAGGUAAAUAAAACCAAAUUAACAAUUUAACA